Messenger RNA from Lycium ferocissimum, 1573 nucleotides. RefSeq names its product choline monooxygenase, chloroplastic. NCBI's taxonomy places the organism in Eukaryota, Viridiplantae, Streptophyta, Magnoliopsida, Solanales, Solanaceae. The coding region runs from base 86 to 1369 and encodes 427 amino acids. The record is from RefSeq and is a predicted model, not a curated record. Gene Ontology annotation, molecular function: 2 iron, 2 sulfur cluster binding; iron ion binding. The transcript has 10 exons.
UUGUCUAAAAUGUAAUCAAACAUAAAAAUACCCAAAGAUAGGCAGGACAAUUAAGUGUGACUAAUCAAAUCUAAUCCAUAUUCCCAUGGCACUUCUGCAACAGCUCAGUUCCUUUCAUCAAUUCAAGAAACCCAAAUUAUGUUGUCCUUUAACUCCUCUAAAGAAUCAGACUUUCACUUGUUUUAUAAAACCAAGAAAGCAUCUUUCUUCAUCUCAAGUAUCAUCUACACUUGAUUACUCAAACAAUCACAAUUAUACUAAAAAGUUGGUUCAAGAAUUUGAUCCAAAUAUACCUAUUGAAGAAGCUGUGACACCACCUAGUUCUUGGUACACUGACACUUCAUUUUAUACACAUGAACUCAAUCAAGUCUUCUUCAAAGGCUGGCAAGUUGUUGGGUACACCGAACAGAUCAAAGAGCCUAGCCAAUAUUUCACUGGAAGAUUGGGCAACGUCGAGUAUGUUGUAUGUCGAGAUGAUGGUGGAAAAAUAUACGCUUUUCACAAUGUGUGCCGGCAUCAUGCCACUCUUCUUGCCUCUGGAAGUGGGAAAAGCUCUUGCUUUGUUUGCCCAUACCAUGGGUGGACAUAUGGAUUGGAUGGAGCACUUCUUAAGGCAACAAGAAUAACAGGAAUCAAGAACUUCAAAGUGAAUGAGAUGGGAUUAGUUCCAAUGAGAGUGGCUGUAUGGGGACCAUUCAUACUUCUCAAUUUUGAAAAUGGAGCUUUGUCCGAACAAGAAUCUGAUUUUGACUUGGUUGGAAACGAAUGGUUGGGCAGUUCAUCCCAAAUCUUGGCUGAUGGUGGAGUGAAUUCUUCAUUAAGUUUUUUAUGCAGACGCGAAUACACCAUUGAGUGUAACUGGAAGGUUUUCUGUGACAACUACUUGGAUGGUGGUUAUCAUGUACCAUAUGCUCAUAAAGAUCUUGCUUCUGGUCUCACACUUGACUCGUACUCUACCACAAUACUUGAAAAAGUCAGCAUCCAACGAUGUGAAACUGGAAGUGCAGAAAAGGACGAUCAAGAAUUUGAUCGACUUGGAUCAAAAGCUUUAUAUGCAUUCGUGUAUCCAAACUUCAUGAUCAAUAGGUAUGGUCCUUGGAUGGACACGAAUCUCGUACUGCCUCAAGGACCUCGGAAAUGUCUAGUGAUAUUUGACUACUUUCUUGAUGCAUCUCUCAAGGGUGAUGAGAGUUUUAUCGCACAGAGUCUCCAAGAUAGUGAGACAGUGCAGAUAGAGGAUAUAAAACUAUGUGAAGCUGUUCAAAGAGGCCUUGAAUCACCCGCAUACCGCACUGGGCGCUAUGCACCACAAGUUGAGAAGGCUAUGCAUCAGUUUCACAGCCUUCUAUAUGAAAAUCUUCAUAACUAAUAUAUUUCGUUAUGCUUGCUAUUUGUGAGAAUUCCAGAAAAUUAUCUCCACUGUUUUCUGCUGGUAGCAGCAGUAAUCUGAACUAGAAAAUUAUCAUCACUGGUCCUAGCCCUCGUUAUCGGACAGUUGUUUUUCUUCCUUGUACCUAUCAUUGUACAUACCAUCUAUGGUUUAGGAAGUGUUAUAAAUAACAACCUGAGGGUC